UUAGAACCGAAAAUAAUAAAAAUAAAGAAAAAAAAAGAAGGAAGAAGAAAACGAAAAUAAUGAAAACAAAAACGAAAAGCCUAGCAAAUACGCACCAAGAAUCAAAGAUGACAAAGAUUGAUGGCAAAAUUGUAACAGACAUUUGUGCAGAGGACCUAAAACUAUUAGGUGUAUUGUUUGGGAAUCAAGCUAGAAACUUUGGUCAGAAGUCAAACAGAAUUAAAUCCUUUUAUGAAAAGGUCAGGCAGAAAUAUGCAAAGAGAUCUGUGUUUAACAACCCUUACAACACGCUUGUUAAUGAAAUUGGAGGAGAUAUAAAUAAUGUGGUGUGUACUGGUACCUCAGUAUACACAGGGUUUGAACCAGCAACCCCAGACAAUGCUCGAGACAUUGCAACAAUAUUGGAGGCAUGUGAAGCAAAUAUUACAUUGGAGUGCUCAGACGAAUUUACGGCUGCAAUGGAAACCGAAAUAGAAGGCUGUAUUGAUACUACCGCUGCAUACAGGCAAAAAUUCCUGGAACUUUUUCAACAAAUUAAUGUUGCUGAACAGAUUUGUGUUCAAGUUACAGAACCCUCGAUACAAAAUCUGAUCCCGGAUCUUCAAGCAUGUAAUACUAUGAUAGCCUAUGAUACGAUAGCAUUAAACAGGAAAAUAAGAUGCAAUAAUGCAUUUCUUGAGUGCAGAAAGGCAGAAAGAGACAGUAUUCAAAUCAUAGCAGAAUGUUCUCCAAAUGACUGUACUAGUUGCUUAUGUGAGGUUACGACUGUUGGACCUAUCGUUGGAAGAAUAAGAAAUAGGAUGAAUCGGUUCAAAGAAUUAAAAACGUUUUUUUAAAACAGGCAAACUUGGUGUAAGAAUUCAAAAUAGUAUUUUGGAAUAAGAUAUAAUUUAUAACAGAUUAAAAUUUAAAUGUAAAUAAAGACACCUUUUAAAUUCUUA
Messenger RNA from Eurytemora carolleeae, 941 nucleotides. RefSeq lists its product as uncharacterized. The transcript has 6 exons. Bases 60 to 836 code for a protein of 258 amino acids. NCBI's taxonomy places the organism in Eukaryota, Metazoa, Arthropoda, Copepoda, Calanoida, Temoridae. The record is from RefSeq and is a predicted model, not a curated record.